Messenger RNA from Arabidopsis lyrata subsp. lyrata, 1792 nucleotides. RefSeq names its product FBD-associated F-box protein At4g13985. Lineage: Eukaryota; Viridiplantae; Streptophyta; Magnoliopsida; Brassicales; Brassicaceae. The record is from RefSeq and is a predicted model, not a curated record. Gene Ontology annotation, molecular function: protein binding.
ACUUUAACCAAAUUAAACAGAACAGGUUUCAGAUACACGUACUUCGAAACAAAACUAGAGACUUUUCACCUUUCCACUGACAGAGACUUGAAAAAGUUUGAAACCCUAACUGGAGUGGAGACAAAGUAGAUACGGUCAAAAAAUUUCAUGACGAUUGAACUAUCUAAAUCUCGAUCUCGCUCCGUUUUGAUCUAAUCAGACAGAUAACAUGCAAGAAGGCAGAGAGAGACGAGUUCGUUCGAAGCGAUCAGGUGAUAGAGUAAAGAAAGUAGAUCGGCUGAGGAACUUACCAGAUUGCUUGCUUUUUAAGAUUCUCUUGAAUCUUCCCACGAAGGAUGUGGUUAGGUGUAGUGUACUAUCCCGCCGAUGGAGAAAUGUCUGGAGAUAUGUACCUGGAUUGAACUUGAAAUGUGGUGAUUUCAUGGUGGCUAACUGUGAUGAUUCCUCGGAUUUCAACUCUUUGUUGGGUUUCGUUUAUAGGUUUCUAGGUUUUAACAAUGAGUCUUGCUUACAAAAGUUUAGGUUAACGGUUAAUUGGUAUGACGAUGCUCCGCUUGAUACUGCUCAUUUCACCCAGUGGUUCAAAGCUGUUGUUGAGCGGAAAGUUCAACAUAUCCAUGUCCGGGACAGUACUUGGGGGUUGGAUAGAGUGAUGAUGACCCCCCAUAGUUUACACGUGACGUGUGAGAGCUUGAUAUCCUUAAACCUCUAUGACGUAUACUUGCCUAAUCCCGAGUUUGUGUCUCUACCUUCUCUCAAAGUUAUCGUUCUAGAUGAAGUUGAGUUGGUGAGCAGUUUGGCUAUCGAAAUGCUAAUCUCAGGCUGCCCUGUUCUCGAAAGCUUAACUGUAAAAAUGAUUAACACUUCCUACGGUUUAGAAAGUUUUCAAGUGUGUUCUCAGUCUCUAUUGAGGUUCACUCAUGAAUCAUACAUGGGUUUAAUUAGUCCUACUAGGUUUGACUUUCUAGCAGUUUCAAUUGAUGCUCCUAGGCUUGAGUAUCUGAGGCUCCGUGAUAAGCGAACUGCAAAUUACACAAUAAAAAAUCAUGGUUCCCUUGUUGAGGUGGAUAUCGAUGUUGUUAACUUGAGGUUCAAAAGGAAGUUUGAUCCAAAUGAUCUACCAAAGAGACAGAUGAUUCGUAAUUUUCUUAUCGGGAUAUCUUAUGUUAAAGAUAUGAUCAUCUCUUCGAGUACUCUUGAGGUCAUAUAUGAUUACUCAAGAUGUGAACAACUAUCCUUAUUCCAUAAUAUAUCUUUCUUGCGUGUUGAAUUCACCGACUACAGGUGGGAAAUGUUGCCAAUCUUUCUUGAGAGCUGUCCGAAUCUAAAAUCUCUUGUCUUGGGAUUUAGAUUACGUCCACGGGAGGACGGAGCUAGUAUUUUACCUGGACCACGGCGGUUUCUAACAUCUCUCGAGUAUGUUAAGAUUGUAAAGCCGAUGGCAGCGGAGGCGAGCGAGAUAAGACUGAAACUAGUGAGUUACUUUCUAGGGAACUCCACAAUCCUCAAAAAUCUCACACUAUUCUUAGGUAACUUUAGAGAGAAGGAAGAAUCUGUCAUCGUCAAGAAACUCCUUACCAUUCCAAGACUCUCUACCUCAUGCCAAGUUUUCAUUAUCUGAAUCUGAUCCUCAGUCUUUAUUUUAGUGAUGAACGUACAAGGUUGUCUUUUGAGUACUAUGUUAUCGUGAACUUUGUUUUUUUCUUCAUUUUAUCUAUCGUUAACUUGUAAGAGAAUCAUAUGUUUGAUUGUUUGGUAUUUUGUCAAAUAUGACUAGUAAUGCUUUCUCGCC